CCGGUCUCCUUGUAUUACAGUCUCUAGGCCAUGUGCAUGUACCGAGGUCAAAUUGUAGUCCAAGUUUAGCCCCACUGAAGAAACUAGCAGUGGACAACUGCUAGACAUGAGCAAGAAGCAGAGCAGGGCUCAAAGUGCACGCUGACCUGUCUCAGUUUCAACCAGGAGGGUUUAAUGUCAACGCUCAACCUUAAGGCUGAAAUAUUCCUUCCCUGUCGCCCACUUAAUUAUCAACUCCUCAACCGAGCAUCAACACAACCACUCAAGUUUUUCUUUCAAAUACAUUGAAGCACUUUUGUGAACAUUUCUUUGAAUCAUGGCCAAACUAUUUCCUUUAGAAUGCCACACUAGUUUAUGGUGUUAAAAACAAGCAAACGAAUGUUGUAACCUCACCUCUUGACCACACUUGACUGCAGGUAGUAUUCAGUCGGCAAAGGUGACGAAGGCAGUGGAAUAACGCGUGUUCAAAAGUUUGCGGAUGUUACGACCGCUUCGCACCUAGGAGCAUUCGAAAUGUGUGGCCCCCAGAAAUGCAGUUCAAAAAAUCCCUAGGGGACUUGGAAAUGCAUGUUUGCGAGGGCGGGGUUUAGCGUUUCACACCCCAAACACCCUCCAGAGCUGCCUUUUGAAGGCCCCUAUAGCACCAUACGGCCCCCCCCCACCCGCGUGUCAGCAAACCUAAAUGGAGCGGGCCCGGUGCCGCCCUGCAAGCCUGCAUUGAGCAUCUAAAGAGGCUCUUUAUUACCUUUCACAAGGCGGACACUCUACACUCCUCAGUAUCAGCGGGAACUUGGCAGGCAGGGGAGCGCUUUUGUCUGUAUCAAAAUCUGAAACGCCAACAUGUUUAAGAUACGCAAAACGAAGGAGGAGGAGCCCACCGGCCCGGGGCAGGUGAGGAUUAAAAAGAGAUCCAAGGUUCCCGGGGUGAUGAUCACCCAGUAUGUUGAGGAGAUUCCCGAGAGGAUGUCCACCCCGGACUUCACCCGCAAACCCAUCGCCCUGACCAUCCAAGAAGGGAAAUUGGCUAUAUUCAGAGCGAUCAUUAUUGGAGAGCCGACACCUUCCGUUACAUGGAUCAGGAACGACGGCGAACUAGACGAUCCAGAAAUGUACAAAAUCACUUUUGAUACAAGUUCAGGGGAACACCAGCUGCAGAUACCGGACGUUUCAGGGGAUCACUCAGACACCUACAAAUGCCUUGCCACUAACGAGUAUGGAAGAGCGGUGGUCACUGCUAACCUCAACGUGAUUGAAGUUGGCUACAAGAAGACCAAAGCCCUGCAACAAUCCAGAACAGCCGUCCGGGAGAUGCCAGAGGAUUUCAAAAAGAAUUUGAAAACCAGGGUGGAAGUAGAGCCAAAGGAGGAGAAGAAGGAGAUAGAUGAGAGGUUCUGGGAGCUGCUGAUGAGCGCGGACAAGAAGGAUUAUGAGAGCAUCUGCUUCCAGUACGGAGUGACCGACUUCCGUAGGAUGCUGACCAAACUGAGCGAGAAGAAGAUAGAGCGCGAGGAAGAGCAGUCUAAGGUAGUUGAAAGACUCUGCAACCUCAAACCCAUAGAGUUGAGAGACGACGGAGGGGCAGAGUUUGAACUUGAAAUGUCCCUGAAGGACCCAGCCCAUAAGAUCUUCCUGUUCAAGGAUGGAGUCAUGAUCCCCUUUAACGCUGAUGACACAGAAGUCAAACACGGGUUGAAGCAAGUAGGGAAGAAGUUUGUGUUCAGCAUAAAUGGUGUCGAUCCCGAAGACGCUGGAAUGUACCAAGUCGAGGUGAACGGCGUCAAGAUCUUCUCAACGGAUCUCAAAAUGCCCAACGUGGACUUCCUGGUGAAGAUACAGGAGGUCACGGCGCUGGAGAGAGAGGACGCCGUGUUUGAGUGUGUCGUCUCACAGCCCAUGACGAACCUCAAAUGGACGAUGAAGAACGCCCCCCUGGAGCACGGCGAGAAGUACGACAUCGAGGUGUCGGAGGACAUGCUGAUCCACACGCUGGUGGUGAAGGACUGCAAGCAGCUGGACAAGGGCAUCUACGCUGCGGCGGCCGGCAUGAACUCCUGCUGCGCCUGGCUCAUUGUGGAAGCGGACACCGACGGGACCGGUAAGAAGAAGGCCCGCAGGACCACCCGGGCCGGCGGAGGGGGAGCCGACCUGCAAAAGAUCGCCGCGGAGCAGAACGCCCUCGUCCUGAAGGAGCGAGAGGAGAUGAUCGCCAGGGCGACGGCUGCAGCCGAGGCCGCGGCCGAGGUGGAGGCGGAGGCUGCAGCGCUGAGGGCGGCGGAGGCGGCGGAGAAGGCCGCCAAACAGGCAGAGGCCCUCGCUGCCAAGAAGGCGGCGACAUUGGCCGCCAAGAAGGAAUGGGAGGCGAAGGAGAAGGCGGCCGGGAGGGAGACCAAGAAGAAACCGGCGAAAAAGGACGGAGCAGCGGAUGGAUCUGAGGAGACGGUGGAAGGAGAGGAGGAAGAAGAAGAGCUGGAGGAGGGAGAAGAGGAAGAGGAAGAGGGAGAAGAGGAGGGUGCCGAAGGGACAGUUGCUAAGGAAACGGUGGAGGGAGAGGAAGACCCAGGCGUGUACUUCACCAAAGGUCUCUCCGAUGUGAGCCCUGUGAUCGGCAUGGAGGCGGAACUGGUCUGCAAGCUGAGCGCGGACUGCGAUGGGGUCUGGUACAAAGAAGCGGUGGACACUUUAGAGAUGGAAGAGUUAACCUCCACGGAAGAUGUCUGCAUUAGCAAAGAUGGGGUCUUUCACAAACUCACAAUCAAAAAGUGCAAGGAAGAAGACACUGGAAAGUAUAGAUUUGAAGCCGAUGGACGUAAAACAGAGGCUACAAUAACUGUUGAAGAUCCGCCCAGGUUCAAGAGCGAGGAUCUGGAAGAGUUCGCCAAGCCGUCGGUCAUCAAGGUGGGACAGAACGUGGCCUUCGAGAUCCCCUUCGAGGGCCGAGAGCCCAUGAAGAUCCAGUGGUUCAUCGAGGACGAGGAGGUGCAGGAGGACAGCCAAGUGAAGAUCGAGAAGUCCGCCACAAGCUCCCGCCUGGUGCUCAUCAAGUGCCAGCGCAAGAUCUCCGGGGAGGUGAAGAUCAAACUAAGGAACGAGUUUGGAAUCUUUGAGGCCAUCACCCAGCUUAACGUAUUGGAUAAACCAACACCACCACUAGGGCCUGUGGAGGUCAUUGAAAGCUCAGCCAGUGCCGUUGAGUUUAAAUGGAGGCCUCCCAGGGACGCCGGUGGCUCUCCCAUCACAGACUACAUCCUGGAGCGGCAGCAGAUCGGACGGAACAGCUGGAAGAAAUUAGGCAAGAUCGGCCCGGAGGCCAAGUACAGAGACUUAGACGUGGACCACGGAAGGAAGUACUGCUACCACAUCAGGGCUGAAACCGAGCAGGGCACCAGUGAGAUGAUCGAGACAGAUGACCUCCAGGCUGGAACCAAAGCCUAUCCUGGCGCACCUUCUACGCCGAAGGUGGUCAGCGCGUUCAAGGACUGCAUCAACCUGGCCUGGAGCUCACCGUCCAACACGGGAGGAACCAACCUCCUAGGAUACAACAUUGAGAAGCGCAAGAACGGGAGCAACCUGUGGGGUCAAGUGAACCCACCGGAGGAGCCCAUCAAGGAGAGAAAGUACGGAGUGAAAGACGUUGUGGAGGGGUUCGAGUACGAGUUCAGAGUGUCAGCUGUCAACAUCUCUGGGGCCGGGGAGCCGAGCUCGCCGUCCGAGUUUGUCUUCGCAAGAGAUCCAAAGCAGCCACCGGGUCGCGUCAUCGACCUGAAGGUGACAGACUCCACCUACACCACCCUGUCCCUGGCCUGGACCAAGCCCAGGGAGGAGGAAGGGGUUCAGGACGAGGCCAAGGGGUACUUUGUGGAGCUCAGGCCAGCGGAGAACACGGAAUGGAGUCGCUGUAACUCGAGCGCCAUCAUUAUGGGCUCCUACAGCAUCAUGGGUCUGAAGUCCAUGGCCAUGUACUGGGUGAGAGUGCUGGCCACCAACGAGGGGGGAGAUGGGGAAGCGCAGGAUCUGGACAACUACAUCAUCGCCAUGCCGCCUCCAGUGAGACCUAAAUUCACUGACCAGAAGAUGAAGAGCUUCAACGUUAUAAGAACCGGGAACGUAGCGAGAAUCAACGUCAAUUUUGAGGCCUCUCCGGUGCCUAAAAUCCUGUGGUUGAAGGACGCGGGACCCUUGACUAAGGGUGUGACAGUGAGCAACACGGACACCUCCUCCCAGCUCCUCCUCCCUUCGGCAGAGCGCACCGACACGGGCGUCUACACCAUCCUGGUCAAGAACAUCGUGGGCCAGGAGACCUUCAGCUUUGAGAUAAGAGUCACAGACGAGCCCAAGCCCCCGGGCCCGGUGGAGCUGGACCAGAACGUCCCCGGCACCGUGACCGUGUCCUGGACCGCCUCCCCGGACGAGAAGAGGGACGACCGGCUGCACUACGUGGUCACCAAGCGGGACUCCGUCAAGCGCACCUGGCAGACGGUGGCGGAGUGCCUGUUCAACAACAAGUUCACCGCCAUCAACAUCAUGGCCGGCACGCAGUACCACUUCCGCGUCUACGCCAAGAACGACAUGGGUCUGUCAAAGCCCUCCGAGUCGAGCACCUGGGAGGUGGGCAAGAGGAGAGAGAAGUUCAAGCUGGAAAUGCCCGAGACUAAGGGCUGCAGCUUCGACGCCGCGCCCUCCUUCACCGUGCCGCUGAAGAUGCACAGCAGCCCCGAGACGUACGAGUGCUACAUGACCUGCGCCGUCACGGGGAACCCCAAGCCCAGCAUCACCUGGUACCGCAACAACAUCAGCCUCAACACCAACACCAACUACCACAUCACCAACACCUGCGGCGUGUGCUCCAUGGUCAUCCUGCGGGUGGGCUCCAAGGACAACGGGGAGUACACCAUCGCCGCGCAGAACUCGCUGGGCAGAGUGGAGUGCUCCACUAAACUCACCGUGCAAGAUUAAGGAAAAAACCGGAGGAUCUCCCAGGAAAUGCUUCGAUUUAAAUGCAUAGGACAUCAAUAAUGCACAUUCUUCUGAAGUAUGACAUUAUUUCUGUCUGAGGUGAUUCAUGUGUUUUACAAUGGUGCAAUUUUUAUGUAUUAACAGAAGUCAAGAAUUUAAGAUGAAGGUGAAUAUCGAUGGGGAAGUAGGUAAAUUCAAUAUUUCUGUAUACUUAUACUGAAAUGUUUCUGCGUAAGGCCAGCAUAACGGACAGAAGCCAAGAUAAAACCAAACAUACAUAAUUUUCCACAAUUUAGUGGAAAAUAUGCGUACACUUAUUUGAACACUUUGAGUAUGAUUCUAAAAGAGCGCAAUCUGAGGAUUAAAGUAUGCCUUUUGCCUUUUUUAUUUUGCUUUCAGGCCUAAUUCAUGAGUUUUACCAGAUCUAAUAUGUUGCUGAUUUAAUAAAAGCACAUAGUUUGAUUUUGGAAUUGCUGCUCGUUUACUAUUUGAUAAAAUGUUGUCAUGAUUUCUGCUUUAUGUGUUUUGGAUGGUUAGUAAAUGCAAAUGUACUUAAAAAAAGAACCUUGCUGAACAAAUCAGACAAACAGCGCCGCCUUUAGCCAAAUACAUGCCACUGUAUCGAACAAGUUACAAAAUAUGAAAAAUGACUUCACCUGACAAAUGAACGUGUUUUAUUGGAUAUUUUAUUUGAUUAAUUAGUAUUUUUGGAUUGGUUGACUUAUAAACAUAUGUUCAGUCCAACUGUUGAAGCCAAUCAUAGUCUAAUAAAGUACAGCAUGCUAACCCAGAAUGCAUACCCAUUGUUUUAAUCGCAUUAGUAUCACUUCGGUUCAAUAUGCAAUGGUUAUUUAUUACUUCAUCUAUGCAUCUGUGUGUAUACCACAUUAUAUUCUUUAAAUAUAAUGUUUGGGCAUUGCAUUGUCUUCGCACUAUAGAUAUGCCUCACUACUACCGAGAUGCUUCUCUCCUUACUGUACUGUAAAAAACUGUCUUUGUCACUGCCUACUGCUGCACGGCUUCAAGUUUCUCUUUUACUGCACGCGUGCCAUUGUGUUCUGCUUUUUGAGUUAAUAAUAAAGGUCCGAAACGAUGAAAAAAGGAAAACCUGAAAUGCAUUGCUGAGUGAACUGUAAACAUGUGAACAUGUGCCAUCAGCAUUCGGCCAUCUUCAGCGUGUAAAGACUCUAACACAUGCUAGUGUGACUAGGGUGCUUGUCGCCGGGUCCAUCUUAACGUGCAUUUAUUUAUAAGUUAACAGGCGACACGGAUACGCAACACGUGUGAAACCGCUCGCACGCUUUCUGACACACGCAGCUGCUUUUAAAAGACGGAACCAAUCCUCCGGGGAGACAUGUUUGCCCGGAGUUUGUCCAAAGUGUUUCUCUGCCCCCCACCCAUAGAAAACGGGUCUUCCUCUUCGCGCAUGUACAGGUUAAAGAGCAAUGUCUACCAUGGUUGACACCCCAGCUCUGACCCUGCUGAGCUCUGCAAUAAAGGCCUCU
Molecule: messenger RNA, 6458 nt
Organism: Gadus chalcogrammus (walleye pollock)
Lineage: Eukaryota; Metazoa; Chordata; Actinopteri; Gadiformes; Gadidae
Gene: igfn1.3
Product: immunoglobulin like and fibronectin type III domain containing 1, tandem duplicate 3
Exons: 24
Coding region: 841-4953 (1370 amino acids)
Molecular function (GO): protein binding
Source: RefSeq, a predicted model, not a curated record